AAAACAACAAUUUUCACUCUCACUGUAAACCCUAACCGCUAACCUAUCUCUCUCUCUCUAAAAAUCACACUUUCUCUCUCUAAAACACACGUCGGAAAAAUGAGAGAAAUCCUACAUAUUCAAGGAGGACAGUGCGGAAACCAGAUCGGGGCGAAGUUUUGGGAAGUAGUGUGUGCGGAGCACGGGAUCGACGUUACCGGAAAGUACACCGGAGACGCCGAACUUCAGCUUGAAAGGAUUAAUGUUUACUAUAACGAAGCGAGUGGCGGAAGGUUUGUUCCACGCGCCGUGCUUAUGGAUCUGGAGCCAGGGACUAUGGACAGUCUCAGAUCUGGUGCGUACGGACAGAUCUUCAGGCCAGAUAACUUUGUUUUUGGACAAUCUGGUGCCGGAAAUAAUUGGGCGAAAGGUCAUUACACUGAAGGCGCUGAGUUGAUUGAUUCGGUUUUGGAUGUUGUUAGGAAGGAGGCUGAGAAUUGUGAUUGCUUACAAGGUUUCCAGGUCUGUCAUUCCCUUGGAGGUGGAACUGGAUCCGGGAUGGGAACCCUUCUGAUUUCAAAGAUCAGGGAAGAGUAUCCCGAUCGAAUGAUGAUGACCUUCUCUGUAUUUCCAUCUCCCAAGGUUUCAGACACUGUUGUUGAACCGUACAAUGCUACAUUGUCUGUUCACCAACUUGUGGAAAAUGCUGACGAGUGUAUGGUUCUUGAUAAUGAAGCAUUGUAUGACAUUUGCUUCCGAACCCUCAAGCUUACCACUCCAAGCUUUGGUGAUUUGAACCAUCUUAUCUCUGCAACAAUGUCCGGAGUCACCUGCUGUUUGAGAUUCCCUGGACAGCUCAACUCUGAUUUGAGAAAGCUUGCUGUGAAUCUUAUCCCAUUCCCUCGUCUCCACUUUUUCAUGGUUGGGUUUGCUCCCCUCACCUCCCGUGGUUCUCAGCAAUACCGAGCCCUCACUGUACCCGAGCUCACCCAACAAAUGUGGGACGCAAAGAAUAUGAUGUGUGCUGCUGAUCCACGCCAUGGACGUUACUUGACUGCCUCUGCCAUCUACCGUGGUAAAAUGAGCACUAAAGAAGUUGACGAGCAGAUGCUUAAUGUCCAAAACAAGAACUCCUCAUACUUUGUCGAGUGGAUCCCUAACAAUGUCAAGUCAACUGUAUGUGACAUCCCGCCAACUGGUCUUAAGAUGGCAUCUACUUUCAUUGGAAACUCAACUUCUAUUCAAGAGAUGUUCAGGCGUGUGAGUGAGCAGUUCACUGCUAUGUUCAGGAGAAAAGCUUUCUUGCAUUGGUACACUGGUGAAGGUAUGGAUGAGAUGGAGUUCACUGAAGCUGAGAGCAACAUGAACGACUUGGUGUCUGAGUAUCAGCAGUACCAGGAUGCGACUGCUGAUGAAGAAGGUGAGUAUGAGGAGGAAGAGGAAUAUGAAGAGGCUUAAAGGACUAUCUCAAAGGAAUGAAGUGUAUUGGUUUUAUGAGGUUUCUGAAUUUUGGUUACAACCAGUGGUUGUAAGCUGUAUUGCCAUUUUUAUCCAAACACUGUAGUAAAAGAAGCCAAUCUAGUAGUGUUUUGCUUUAAACUGAUGAAUUUGGUGUAAUUUGUUUCUAUUUGGAUAAGUAAGUUUUCGUUCUUGUUUAA
Erigeron canadensis is the source of this 1637-nucleotide messenger RNA. Its product is annotated as tubulin beta-2 chain-like. The transcript is spliced from 3 exons. Gene Ontology annotation, biological process: mitotic cell cycle; microtubule cytoskeleton organization. NCBI's taxonomy places the organism in Eukaryota, Viridiplantae, Streptophyta, Magnoliopsida, Asterales, Asteraceae. The coding region runs from base 100 to 1437 and encodes 445 amino acids. Gene Ontology annotation, molecular function: structural constituent of cytoskeleton; GTPase activity; GTP binding. The record is from RefSeq and is a predicted model, not a curated record. Gene Ontology annotation, cellular component: microtubule; cytoplasm.